Molecule: messenger RNA, 1524 nt
Organism: Colletotrichum truncatum
Lineage: Eukaryota; Fungi; Ascomycota; Sordariomycetes; Glomerellales; Glomerellaceae
Product: fungal Zn binuclear cluster domain-containing protein
Biological process (GO): regulation of transcription by RNA polymerase II
Molecular function (GO): DNA-binding transcription activator activity, RNA polymerase II-specific; zinc ion binding
Source: RefSeq, a predicted model, not a curated record
AUGGCUCCGUCCACAUUCCGCAAUCCGAAUCACUAUGUGUUGAGAACACUACCGGAACCAUUAGGUCGUCACGAAUCCCACAGGCUCUGCCACAUUUCUCUUCUCGCGUCAAACACCAUUGCACUCAUUCUUGCUACGCCGGCGCUCAUUAUCCUCCAUAUUCCAGCAGGUGCCAUGAAGCGCUUUGGGUACAAGAAGUCCCGGGAUGGAUGUACGAUAUGCAAGCAAAGAAGAGUUAAAUGUGACGAGAAGAGGCCUUGCGGUGCAUGUGUUCGCCACGGAGUGAUAUGCAGCCUUAUAGAUGGUCAAGAUGCUCCAACAGCAGGGGCUCAAUCUAUGAGAGCACAUCCGCUCCGAGAGAGACUGAGGCUACGUCCUUCGUCGGAAUCCAGCGUGCCUAAGUUAAAACGACAACGAAGCUCACUCAUGUCCGUUCCACUGAUACCGCGCCCUUCCAUUGAGCGAGUAUAUUCUCCCUGUAAUCCCAGUGCGGAGGAGAAACGAGACCCAUGCGAAAGUGAGGCUGCUUUCCCAUACUUUGCUCGAUUCCUGGUUGAUCUUGAUCCAUCGGCGUCACCCAAAGACGGAUGGAUCUUGGAUCUCGAGCUCAUGCAUCACUUUACGUCCACAUCCUACCUAACCUUUUCUUCUUCGCCAAUGGUACAGAAGGUCUUUCAGUCAAAUAUCCCAAAUGAAGCCUUCAACCACCCGUUUCUUCUGCAUCAAAUACUCACCUUCUCUGCAUAUCACAAGGCAUUCCUCCAACCUAGCCAACGACAUAUCUACCUACCAUACGCUGCGAAGCACCAAAAUGAUGCUAUUAACCAAAUGCGUCCUGCUCUCGCCGACAUCAAUUCCUCUAAUUGCCACGCAAUUUUCGCAACAUCGACACUUCUGACCCUGAGUGCCUUUGCGACGUAUCCAAGUCAGGAGAAAUACGACCCUGCCUUUUCGUCUAUCCCUAGUAUGCUUGAUAUUUUUACAUUGACCACAGGUAUGCGCACAAUUUUCCGCACGUGGGAUCAAGAUCUUCGAAAAGGGCCGCUGGGUGACUUUUUUUCCAAUGGUUUCCGAAAUACCGUGGUUCGCACGGUAGACGUAAAGCUUCAACCCCUUUUCGACCAGCUUUCUUAUGUCGUCUACAAGCUCAUGGAAUUGCGUCUCCCUCGCUUCGAAUAUGACGUUGUCAACGAGGCGCUGCUAUCCUUGAUCGAAUGCGUCACCAAAGUCUCCUCGGCAAACACCUUGACUGCGCCUGCUGAGUUUCGCGCUCUACUCAUGUGGCCGGGAUCGAUGUCCAAAGACUACCUAGUACUACUUCGAGAGCAGCACCCAGCUGCACUAAUGUUGUUAGCGCAUUUCUGCGUUGUAGCGCACAUGGCAGAACCGUUUUGUUGGUUUUUAGAAGGCUGGGCAAAGGCUUUGAUGGCUGUCAUCACGGCACAGAUUUGUGACAGCCCCUGGGCCGAAUUCAUAAAGUGGCCUCAAGGGAUUGUGACGAUGAACAUACAUAGAAGUUCCUGA